Gloeophyllum trabeum ATCC 11539 is the source of this 627-nucleotide messenger RNA. RefSeq lists its product as uncharacterized. The transcript has 2 exons. NCBI's taxonomy places the organism in Eukaryota, Fungi, Basidiomycota, Agaricomycetes, Gloeophyllales, Gloeophyllaceae. Bases 1 to 627 code for a protein of 208 amino acids. The record is from RefSeq and is a predicted model, not a curated record.
AUGGAAUUCUCCACAAUUUCGUCCCUUGGGUCUCUGCCCGAGCUGGAGGGCUCAGCUCUCUUUCGGGCGGCACCGACAGACGUGCACCUCGCCGUCCAAAUGUGUUUCGAGAGUGAUGACUUCGACGCUGAGCACAACUUCCGGGUUACACAUGUGGUCCCAGUGUCGGUGCUUACUUCCAGAAUCCGACAGAUGCUGGGUCAGUCCGCUCCCGUCAUCCCAUGGGAAGAAUGGGGUCCGUCAUAUACGGUGAUGACUGGCCCCGUAUAUUAUGAUCAGUAUCUGUCUCGACCUAUGCAUGGGGUCGCCUCUCAGCGCCUCGUUGACUGGUUCCACCCAGCCCACCACACCGCAGAGGAUACGGCGGAAGUCUUCGACUUUCGAGUCCACAGGCUUCGACGGGGAUUGCAGUCCGGAAAAAUGCAAGAACACGUUACGAUGGACCCUGAUGAUACGUUUUGGAUCGAUCAUUCAAUGUUUCACCCUUGUGCCAAGAUGACCUUCCGCUUGCCUCCCCAGGUACCUCGACCUAUGGGAGGAUACUGGGAUUUGGCGUUGACUGCGGACAAUAUAGUCUUAUACGAUUAUGACAAGAAAAACGAGUAUUGCUACAUUUUGAACAUCUAA